AUGACAGAUUGCGUUAUACGAUCACCACGCAUCGAUGAGUUAGAGCACUACGGUCCUGUAACUGCACUCAGAAACCAUAAUAAGAUCCUCUUUUGUGGCUGCGGCCCUAUACUAAAGGUUUUCGACAUAAGCUCAUCGCAUCCUCAACUUGUCUUUCAACAAAAAGUACUUUCACGCAACAAAAUACAUACCAUAGCGAUCACUGACGAUGGAAAGCAAUUAUUCGCAGGUGGUGGAAGAUCAUUUGUUAUCAUUGAUAUCGAAAAUAUCCUCAAAGGAGAGAACAAUGUAUUCAAAGAGAAGGCAAUUGAUGAAUGGAUCGUUAGUGGUGAGUUCCUCAAUCAGAACACGUUGUUAAUACUUACAGCACACAAUACCGUGUAUGAGAUUAACACACAAUCAUUUGAGCUGAAGAACACCAUGGAUUGUGGUGAAAAAUCGAUUCUUUAUAGUGGAACCAUUCGCAUAGAUACCAAAGGUCGAGUGCUCAUUGGGGCUGGAACUGUGAUGGAAGGAGUGAUACUAUGGGACUAUAAGACAGGCAAAAUCUUACACAAUCUCACAGAACAUGAGGGUUCGAUUUUCGGAAUAAAAAUUGACCCCUCUGGAAAGUUUGCAGUUUCUUGCUCAGAUGAUCGUUCUAUCAAACUCUACGACGUUCAACUGGGUAACAUUUUAGCCACAGGCUGGGGCCAUGGAUCUCGGAUUUGGGGCCUUGAGUUUUUCUCUGUUGGUGAAACACUUCAUGUUUUUAGCCACGGAGAAGAUACGACGGCUCGUCUUUGGAAAUAUCAACUAGGAAACACUUCCUUGGAUCAGGUUCAUAUAUGGGAAAAUUGCCAUUCAGGAAAACACAUUUGGUCUGGAUGUGUGUCUAUGGAGUCAAGUGCUUGUAUCACAGGUGGUGCUGAUGGAAGAGUACGAUUACUUGACAUGGUUCCUUACCUAUCCAAAUCAACACUCCACUAUAGCCUUGAAGAUAUUGCAGGGUACACUGGAGUACAUUUCGAAAAAAAUGAAAUUAUCAAGCAGUUUUUUGAACUUGAAGAUGGUUUAGUGUCUAUUACAUCACAUGGAACGAUAUUCUCAUACUCAUACUCGUCCCACAAUUGGCGAGAAAUAAAGUUGACAUCAGAUGAAAAACAAAAGUUCAUGAACUUUUCUAUCAUGAGAGGCUUUAAAGAUGCUGGUACGGUAGCUAUUACCACUCGCGUGGGCGACAUUCUUCUUCUUCAGUUUCAGAGCAUCAAUGAAACCCCCACCAAAAUCUGGAUCGAAGACGAAUAUCUUCAGUCGAGCAAAGUCACAAACUUGUUGAGUUUUGGUUGUAAUGGUCAAUAUUAUUUAUUGACAGACUGCCCAAACCCCAAAACACCUUUCGUUCUUCGAGAGUUCCACCUUAGCUCUGGAGAAUUCAGACUCAAGAGCACCACUUGCUUAAGUCAACCUCAGCAAACCAGCUUCACCACAACUUGCAUGGUUGUUGAUAGCGUUAAUAACUGGCUCAUUUUGGCCUCUCGUUAUGUUACUAUCGCAAUCUACGACCUUGGCUCUACUGAGAACCAACCCACUCCACUUUCAGCUAUCUUCAAGAAAAUUACCUCUGGUGAUACGAUUACCUCAUUAUCAACUUUAAUGGCUGCGAAAAAUUGUUCAACUUUACUUCUCACCGUUAGAGACGGAGCAUAUGCAACAAUCACAUUAAGAAAAGACAACACACUCACCUACGACAUUGACCUUGAAAACAAGCUUUCCAGAGGCUUUAUCGAAGGUGGCUUUUUCGACGGCGACAACUUGAUAGUAUAUGGAUUCAAAUCAUCGUCAUUUUUUAUCUGGAAUGAAACACAACAAUUGGAAUUAAUGAGUGUUGCAUGCGGAGGAGCACACAGGCAAUGGGAGCUCUACAGAAACGAGUCCGAAUACAAGUUCGUAUACAUGAAUAAGUCUACCAUCUAUUUUGCUGAUGCCUCAAAGAGAUUUGAAAAUAACGGUGUCUUAGUUGACGGAACUCAUGGAAGAGAAAUUCGGGAUAUUGCUGUUUCAAAGUGGGAAUCCGGAAACAACUAUCGAGAUGUAAUCACAGCAUCUGAAGACACAACCUUACGAUACGGUAGAUUGUUCCCCAAUGGUAAAGUUCAUGUCUAUUGGACAUUGAACAAACAUGUUUCCGGGCUUCAGAAAGUCAAGUUUAUCGACAGCAAUCUUGUAGGAAGUUGCGCUGCCAAUGAAGAAUUCAUUGUCUGGAAACUUUCAGGCACAAAGAUUCCUAGCAUCGCAGACUUUGCAGUCUUACCAACUGAACAUAAGAACCCUGAUCUUCGUAUCAUGGAUUUCGACUCUAUUGAGGUCGAUGGAGAGCUCUUGAUUGCAACAGUUUAUUCAGACUCUCAAAUAAAGGUGUGGAAAUUUGAUGAAAAACCUCAAAAAUUCACUCUCGUUCUCGAAGGAACAUACACCACUUGUUGCUUGCUUCACGUUAAGUUUCUUCGAGUAGCAGGAAACAUCUUCCUCACUACAGCUGCUACAGAUGGUCAUUUGGCAAUUUGGAAAAUGCCCAACUUGUCAAACAAAGCAAAUUUACCGGCUCCCAUUGAUCAAGCAACAAAUUCACCAGAAUUCUAUUAA
This is a messenger RNA of Meyerozyma guilliermondii ATCC 6260, 2625 nucleotides long. RefSeq lists its product as uncharacterized. Gene Ontology annotation, cellular component: cytoplasm. Gene Ontology annotation, molecular function: protein binding. The record is from RefSeq and is a predicted model, not a curated record. Lineage: Eukaryota; Fungi; Ascomycota; Pichiomycetes; Serinales; Debaryomycetaceae. Bases 1 to 2625 code for a protein of 874 amino acids. The transcript has a single exon. Gene Ontology annotation, biological process: tRNA methylation.